Molecule: messenger RNA, 857 nt
Organism: Leptopilina boulardi
Lineage: Eukaryota; Metazoa; Arthropoda; Insecta; Hymenoptera; Figitidae
Product: circumsporozoite protein-like
Exons: 2
Coding region: 44-376 (110 amino acids)
Source: RefSeq, a predicted model, not a curated record
ACUAUUUAAGAUUCACUUAACUCUAAAAUCGCCACAGUCAAACAUGUCAAAGCAUCAAGUUUUCAUUGGACUUUUAGCCAUUUUGGCUACUGUCGCACAAGUUUACACACAAGGAUAUCCGUUUCUACCAGGAUUUUAUUUUGGAGGAGCGAAUAGUUACGCAUCAGCCGGAAGUAAUGCUGGUGGGUUUGGAGGAGCAAACAGUUACGCAUCAGCCGGAAGUAACGCUGGUGGGUUUGGAGGAGCAAAUAGUUACGCAUCAGCCGGAAGUAACGCUGGUGGGUUUGGAGGGUCAAAUUCUUACGCAUCAGCCGGAAGUAAUGCUGGUGGGUUUGGAGGUGGUUAUUAUGGAGGAUUUGGACCUGUUUUUGCCUAAAGAGGAUAUUGGCCCUGAUAGAAAAGGAACAUACAGUAUCAAAGUCCUGUAAAUAAUAAUAAUAAUUUUCACUUAUGUCAUUGUUGCAAUUCCAUCAUUUGUGGCAAUAACAAAAAUCGCACUGCCGGAAUACUAUUUUUGAGUUCUCCCCAAAAUUUUAAAUCAAUUUAUUUUGCGUGAAAAUUUGCGAAGAAUAUAAACAUAUGUGAUAUCACAUUACCUAAAUUUCUUAAUUUUUUUUGUUGUUCACUAUAAUAUGCUUUUUUCGAAACUAAACAAAUUUACGAAAAUUCAAAAUGUUAAUUUUAAGGGAACAUUGACAUAAUAAAUGAUGUCACACCUAUUACCAUUAGGGAUAAAGACGUGAUUUGUGAACGUUUCCUAAUUUCCAGAUAAAAAAUAAAUAUUUUUCCAUUCCUGCAAGUAAUCUAAAAAACUAUGUACGUUGUUUCAAUAAAAUUUUGAUUUUAUGUCAAAAGAA